AUGGAACCCGAGGGCUCCGAGAACGACGAGCACCAGGUGCCAAGCAGCAACUUGGCCCGACGCGCAUGUGAUCAAUGCCGUGCUCGAAAAGCGAGGGCCAAAAGCCACAUGAGCCUCGAAGGCGAGUCCUUAUCUCUAGUCAAUAGUAAGUCAUCUGAAUCCAGAUGGUUGAUGAUUUGGGUAAACCCAAAACAUUCGGUCGGCGCGUUGACAAGCAAGCGCAGUGAGCACAAGAUAGAUUUUAUUGAAGAGCGACUAGGCGGCAUCGAAAAAGCUCUGCAGGAGCUAGUCGCUGCAUCUCGAUCGCAUGUGCAUACACCCAAUGGAUCUUUUGGACCCCCUUAUCGAUCACCUAUACCAAAUGCUCGCGUUAAUUCUCCUGCGGUGAAACUUGACCAUGCGGGCCUCAAAGGCCCGGGGUAUACGUCCAACUUCGCUAUUGAGCAACAUGAUCUAAGCUCUAGCUUUGAGGGGAAUUCAUCUCUCGCAGCGCACUCGGUAUACGCUCGGGAAUUCUUGGAAUCUGCCGUUUCGCAUAGCACGCCCGAAGUCUUAUCGAGCCCGAAAAUAAAUGAGGCACUGUCAUCAUUACGCCGAAUUGUGGAAUUGCAGAAUAAACGCCGGGAAACCGAUCCACAAAGGGCUCAUUUUCCCAACCAGGAGAGUAAAUUGGGCUCUCGUUGUGAUAUUCGUGAGCUGAAAAUGCCACCGCAAUCAGUCGUUUUGACAGUGUUGAGGGAGGUGAAAGAUAAUCCGCCGUCUACGUUCGGUGGCUUUAUUCCCUUCUUUGACGUAGAUUACUUCAUCGAGACAUGUCGACAAGUCUACUUCUGCACCGAUGAAUAUUCUGACGCAACAUUCAUUUCUGCUAAUUUUGGACUCUACUGCCUUUUCAUCGAAUUGACAUAUGUAGAGAAGGACCCAGCUAUCCGUGACGAGUAUCAACAUUAUGUACAGAUGAGCAAGCAUAAUCUGGAGGCAGCAGUAGCCAGCUUGAAUAUUUUGAUGCCGGUGACCAACGAAUCCAUUGUUGCCCUUAUUCUUGGAGCAAUGCACGGCCUUGAAAUUUCCAAGCCAUCUGUAGGUUGGACACUGGCUUCAACAGCUCUCCAUAUGUGUCAAACCUUGGGCUACCAUCGUUUGUCCUCCAUGGAGCAUGAUACCCCGGCAGUUAGAAAGCAAAAACAGCGUAUAUUUUGGUCACUAUACACUUUACUAAAUUUGAUGGCUCUUCGGCUUGGUCGGGCGUCGCCCAUGGAAGACUAUGACAUUGGACUGCCCCCUCCCUCGGAGACGUUCGAUGAUGGCACAAUAUGGGGUAAAGUAUGCGCCUUGUGGACAACGCAGGCUACGCUCCAAAGCAAGGUAUACACUCUUCUGUAUAGUCCCGCUGCUCUGAAUCAACCCGAAAGUCAAAGAGUUUCCCAUGCUCGUCGUCUGGCUGCAGAGAUGAAUACAGAAAUUAUCGAGCCAUUUGAAUCCAUCAUGUCCACCAGGCUUGAUUUGAAUGAUAUGGAUAUUGUUUAUCUUCAGACUGACAAGGUCAGUCGGCUCGCGAUUCUGACGUUAAUAUACCGCGCGAUACCUGCCGAAUCAGGCUCCUCCGGCACAUUCAUACCAGAAUGUAUUGAAACAGCCCGAGCCUCACUGCAAUGUCACCAAGGAUGUGUUGGCUCCUUACAAGAAGCCAGCGAGGUUAUUCGCUGUUCUUAUAUGCACUGGGCCGUCCUACUCUCGCCAUUCGUUCCGUUCAUAGUAAUGUUCUGCCACGUAAUUGCAACAUCCGACGAAGACGAUCUCACUCGACUCGACGACUUCGUAGCCUCUCUUCACCCACUUUGCUCGUUUUCCCAGGCCGUUGAUCGCCUCCACAAUAUUUGCUCCGUUCUCGCUACCGUCGCGAGACUGUACGUUGAGACUAAAACUCGAAGUAAAGCGGAAAAGGAUCAGAACCUUGCUUCAGUCGGACAGGAGUUUGAUGUCUAUCUCAGUGCCCUGGGACUGGCACCUGGAAAUACCAUGACCAGUUCGGGGUACUUCCAACCCGAUGUACCUGGCAUGCAAGUCGAAGCUCCGGAGUCUACUGCACAUAUGCAGGACUUAUCUAUGCUGGCUGUUCGGUCACAGCGUUCGAAUCAUGAAGCACCAUCUAUUACCGAGAUUUCACAAGCAGCACAGUUGGGAAAUUGGUUCUCAGGGAAUCAAUACAUGAUGGGUCUUUUGGAGGAGGAUCUGUUUCAGUUUAAUCCCAACGGAUGA
Messenger RNA from Penicillium angulare, 2259 nucleotides. RefSeq lists its product as uncharacterized. NCBI's taxonomy places the organism in Eukaryota, Fungi, Ascomycota, Eurotiomycetes, Eurotiales, Aspergillaceae. The record is from RefSeq and is a predicted model, not a curated record. Gene Ontology annotation, molecular function: zinc ion binding; DNA binding. The transcript has 7 exons. Gene Ontology annotation, biological process: DNA-templated transcription. The coding region runs from base 1 to 2259 and encodes 752 amino acids.